Molecule: messenger RNA, 4663 nt
Organism: Zalophus californianus (California sea lion)
Lineage: Eukaryota; Metazoa; Chordata; Mammalia; Carnivora; Otariidae
Gene: CCDC38
Product: coiled-coil domain containing 38
Exons: 16
Coding region: 651-2681 (676 amino acids)
Cellular component (GO): centrosome
Source: RefSeq, a predicted model, not a curated record
CCCGGAGAGCGCGCCUCCCCCAGGCCGGCGCCGCGGCAGCGCGGGUGCCAAUAACCCGAGUGUGGAUUAGUAAUAAUCGCGAUCAUGGAAUCUCUUUUUUGGUCGCCCAAUGUUCUGGGUAAAUGUCGUGGAGACCACUGUCCCUAAUUUCUAGAUUAGGAAACUGAAGCUGGGUUACCGGGCUCCGUUGACCACAGGGCCAGGCGGAAGGGGGGUCCCCGAAGGGCCAGGGAGCCCAGAUGGGGCUGAGUGGGGCAAACCUCUCCCCAGGGGCCGGGGCGGCAACCGAGCAUAGAGACCCGGGAGGGGCAGCGUCGGGGAGCCCCUGCCCAGCGGGCUGGGACGCGACGGGCGGCCGGCAGAGGGAACCCGAGGGUGAGGAGGAAGGGGGUGCGGUCGGCGAGUUGCUCCUGGGUCCGCGCGGCCGUGGAGCAGGGUGGCGGGUGCCGCGCACAAUUUUCGGUUGGCCAGCUCCGCUCCGGGAUCCCCUACCAGAAGGUCCCCGAGAUGAGGGGGGAUCCUGGCGGGGGAGGAUAGAGCCGAGACUAGAGAAACCAUUGGUGCCUCUGACCAGCGUCCGCUAACGCCUUCCUGAAGGAUAGGUUUGGACCGGCUCCUGGAUCCAAACUCUUGCAGGGCCAGGAGACAAAAUGUCCUAUUUUUUGCCGAUAUCACUGGCUUCUGAAGAUAAAGGAAAAGAUGACUCAGUCAAAAAGGACAAGCCAUAUAAGAUCUUUUUCAAAGAUCUGUUUCUUUACAAAGAAAAUGAAAUGGCAGCAAAGAAGAAGGAAAAAUUUAUAAACCGCAGCAUGAAAGUCUACCAGAAGUCUACUUUUUCAUCUCGAAUGAAGAGUCGUUCACACCUGGGCCAAGUAGCAUUCUACUCUGACACAGCUGGGGGCUCAUUCGAAAAAUUUGGGCUAGAUCCCACUUUUAUUCUAAGAUUAACAGAAGGUGUGGACACAAAAAGGACUAUUCAUGAAUUUAUUAAUGACCAGAGAGACCGGUUUCUGCUGGAGUAUGCCCUGUCAACCAAAAGAAAUACAAUUAAAAAGUUUGAAAAACACAUGGUGGCGAAGGAACGGCAACUCACAAGAGCCGAAAAAAAGCUCCAAGAAGAUGCAAUGGCCUUUGAAGAGUUCCUUCGAGAAAAUGACCAGAGAUCUGUAGAUGCUCUUAAAAUUGCAGCACAGGAAACUAUAAACAAACUCCAAAUGACAGCAGAACUAAAGAAAGCCAGUAUGGAGGUACAGGCGGUGAAAAGUGAGAUAGCAAAAACAGAAUUCCUCCUUAGAGAAUACAUGAAAUAUGGAUUUUUUCUGCUGAAAUUGUCUCCAAAACACUGGCAAAUCCAACAAGCACUGAAAAGGGCGCAGAUGACAAAGAAUAAAGAGAGUAUGAAUGUCAGUCUUCCAGUACUAACAAAAUUACAUACAACGAAAACAGAGGGUAGUAAUGAGGAUGCCAGGAAGAUAUCAUUUUCAGAUGACUAUUACAUGGAAAGACGUCGCCAAGGAAAACCACACAAGAAGCCCACUCUCACCGUAGAGAAUAAGAAAUCAUCCUUAUCAAGCCACGCUGAGAGUAUCAGUUCAGAAGACAGCUUGGAAUUCUUUUUAGACAACGAUACGAACUAUGAUCUGGAACCAGAGCUUUAUUUCAAAGAACCAGAAGAGUUACUUCAAGUCCUCACAGAGCUGGAAGAGCAGAAUCUAACUUUGGUACAGUAUUCCCAAGAUGUAGAUGAAAAUCUUGAAGAUGUAAAUAAAAGAGAAAAACUUAUACAGGAUAAAAUAAAUAGCAACAUAGAGUUUCUUCUGGAGCACAAGGAAAUGCUUAAGGCUAGCUGUGUGAGAGAAGAGGAAAAAGCAGCAGAACUGGAAUUAAGGUCCAGGCUAUUUAGUUUUGGAGAAUUUAAAUCCGACACUCAGAAGCAGGAAUUUGGGCAGGAUGCUACCUGGAGAACGAUUUACUUUGCCCAGCAGUUUAUUGAGAUCCUCUUAACUGCGAAUGCCAGGUUCACGGUGGAGAAAGAGGCUGAGAGUUAUUUGGUCCCGAAAUACGUUACCUACAAGCUCGAGCAUAUCUACCAACAGUUAAGACGGCGCAGUGGCCAGGAAAAACUGAUAGACUCUCUUAGUAAAAAAAUUAAUCAAGUAUACAAAGUCUGCAUUGGAGAUGCUGAUGUUGGCAGCCUCAACCCAGUUCAAAAGCUGGUAAAAGUAGAGUCUCGCCUGGUAGAAUUGAGUGAUCUCAUUGAAUCCAUUCCCAAAGAAAAUGUGGAGGCAAUUGAGAGGAUAAAACAGAAAGAACGGCGACAAAAGUUACGUGAAGAGAAAAUGAAAGAAAAACAAAAACACCAGGAGGAAAGGCUAAGAGCUGCUCUGGAAAGAGCAGUAGCACAACCAAAGAAAAAGGUUUGUGUUUUGUUACCAAUAGGUCCAGCUACAUCAAUAUGUGAGUGCUUCUGUGGUAUAAAAACAAAAUACCUAAUUCAUAUAAUUUAUCCGGCUUUGAUUGGUCUCUCAUUCCCUGUUAACUUUGAGGAUAAUUCAAAUUUCUGGGUCUACAGUUCUCCAUUAGACGCACUUUUUAGUAAAAGAAACCUUUCCCCUCUCUUUUUCUUUAGCUCCAGGUUCAUGAAACCAGGUAAUUUUUUCUUUAAUUUUUUGAAUACAUAAUGACAAGCAUACGGCUCAAAGUUCAAAAGAUACAAGAGUAUUUAGUGAAAAUUAAGUCAUCCUUAGUUCCCUUCCCUGGAUGCAAUCUCUUAAAGUUUCAUCUGCAUCCUUCUGGAAAUAGUCUAUGUCUUUAUGUAUAUCUUCUUCUCACAAGUAACAGACAUGAGCCUUGCUAUAUUCAGUCAACAAUGGACACAGCAAAUCCAAAGAACUACAUAUAAUUGGAAGGGUCUUCUAAUCCUCACCUUAUAAAAUAUAAUGAGAUUAAUAGUUGAUGUUAAAAUGAUUUACCCAGAGUCACUUCAGAUUUAGCAGCAGGUCCAGGACCAGAAGUCAAGGUUCUUUAUAUUGCAAGAUUACCUAUCCAAUAAUAAGUAUGGGAUUGGGCAGUCACUGAGUACGUGGUCCAUGACUUCCCACUGGGUACGGAGGGCCUUGUGUUUCUAUAUGCCGCUCUCCUUCCUCUGGGUUAAGGUCUGAAAUAUACUUGGGGAAGCUAAUUUCAUGGUUAUCUGCAAAGCUACUAUGGACAGUGAUUCUUACCACAGUAAUAGCUAACCUACAGUGAAUGCCUCUUGUGUGCCUCACAACCAGCCUUUUGAGGUAAGUACUUGAAAAAGCUUCUGAAAUGCAGUAACUUAAUAUGUAUGUCAAAAAGUGUUGAUUAUCUUAAUUUCAUUUAAAUAAGCAUUUCACCUUAAAAAGGGUCUGACUUGUCUAGUUCAGCUCUUCCUAUGAAGACCGGACUUGUCCUCUUUCUCCCAAAGGCGAAUUAACCAUUCAUCACCCUUCCACGUAUACAUACUACUAUUCACUAAGCUCACCAAGUUGAAAUGAUUAUUUUUAAUAGAUCCAUCUUUCCUUCUAGACCAUGAGUUGAGUUUUUAUGACUUUGUGUCCCCAGUGCCUGGCACACAGUGGAUGCUCAAUGCUUAUUGAAUUAGCAGACUAAAAAUUAAGAGUGAAAACUAAAAUGGGAAGAAAAAUGAAAAAAAAAAUAAUGCCCAUUUGAUCAGUUGACAAUGUACAAAGACCUCUGACAGAAGUUCUUAUCUAGUCAAGGCACUUCAUCACUGGCAACUUUUUCAGACAGUAUUGAUAACGAAGGUUACAAAAAGAUCGUUGACAGAGAAAAAAAAUGAUAUUAAGAAAGGAAUUUGGGGAUUCCAGUCCCUAAGGACAUUUUUGUUGAUAAAAUGAUGGGAAGGACUGCCAUUGUUAAUUCCCAUGGGCCAGGAAUGUCAAAUUCUGCAAUGCAGGGGACAGUCUCACAUAGUGAUAGUGCCUCUUCUGAGACACAGUGGAGAUAUUCCAUCAAAUCUCAUUUUCAACAGAACAGCUUUCUCAUCCAUUUCAUUUAUACAAAUUCAGAUACAGAAGCAAAAUCAAAUAAAUACAUAAAGUAAGGGGAAAAAAGACUAAAAGAGAAAAAUAAUGAGUAGUAUAAUAUACUUGAGUAUAUGCCCCAGAGAAUGAAUAGGUACAAAUCAAGGGCUUUCCCUAAGCCUCUCCUGGUGGGAACACAUCUAAGAGCCAAUAGGAUUACUAGUGUUUAAGAUGAUGUACGUGGUUUCCUCAAGUUUUUAUCUAAUAGAAUUUUUAAAUGCCAGUCCACUGGUGUUCAGCAGAGGAAAUUCAUCUCUUCUAACCAAUGGAAGAGAACCUUGCUACGGCCCUGAGAAAUGAAAUGUUGGCCUCAAACAUGGCGCUUUUCUAGGCCGACUGUAUCUGAAACACAGGCUUUUCGAGGACUACCUGAAUCUCCCGACUUUCCCAUAAAACCUAACCACUCGGUCUCCUGCAUUCUAUGGUGCUCUCUUUGUUACUUAACUCUGCCUAGCAUGUUGGACACCCAUUAGGUUAUCAAUCCCUUUAUUAUUUACUAUUUUGACUCAUGUUAUUCCUUGGAAAAAUCAAGUUAAUGUUAUUAUUUUACUUAUGUUUCAACAGAACAUAGUUAUGCUAAAAAAUAUUAAGUAUUC